AGGUAUACAAGUAUAAACUAUGGGUAAAGCAGUCUUACUACUAUUUCUCGUGGUGCAAUGCUACGCUCUAAGCGAGCAGGGAUUUAUCGGAAGAGCCGCAAACCAUUUUCUGGGAUUGUUCAACCGCUUUUUCCAACGUGGGCAAAAUGCAGGUGGCAAUAUCCAGCCUCUCGUUGACAAAAUGCUUGAAGCCGAUAUCUAUAAGGCUGGACCUAAAGACUACAAGAUCAAUUACGGUAACCCAGUGUCCGGGACAACGGACCAGAGUACGAAUGAUCUAUUCUACGACGUGAAUGAAUCCAUCUUCCAACAGCCAGUCUAUGAUGUUUUGGUAAAACUAGUCAAAAAUGGAGUGUUCUACAACGAUGUCUGUGAACAAGAGAAACCGAUGACCGGUAUUCGAAAGGCACAUGUCCAGCUACUGCUCGACACCUGGACAGACACAAAAGUUUUCAGAUUAGCUUAUGAUUACAUGCACGCUAAGAAUGAGCCACAUUCGACCUCAUUUGAGAAGCUGAAAGAGUUCCUUUUCAACUUUUGGUUUGGAACAUAUUCUCGUUGCAGAGGAACAAUGGGGAGCUCUGGAUUUGAGCAUGUCUUCACUGGAGAAUGGAAACAGGGUACUGUUGGAGGGCAUCACAAUUGGGUUACCUAUUAUCUAGCACAGAAGGCGGGAAAGAUCAACUAUUACGGAUAUUACACAAAAAGAGGGAUCACCACGGGAACCUUCCAAUACAAAUGGCAAUCCUAUAUGAAGGAGAAGGGCGGCAUGCUGUUUGGAACCUCCCCAGCUUUCGACUUCUCUCUGUUUACCGUCUGCACGUUGUUGCACCGAGGAGCAAAUACAUGUAAAUUCAGCAUCAAUGGCAUACCUUUGGCAGUCACCUCAUACACGCAAAGAUGCGACAAUGGAAAGCUGUGCCUUGCAACCGCAUAUCCCACAAAUUAAUUUCUUAAAAUCCUAUUUCAAUUAUAAUUUUGGGGUUUGGCUCACAUGUCAUAAAUCUGGUAUGUAUAUUCAAGUAAAUUUUGC
Cylicocyclus nassatus is the source of this 1033-nucleotide messenger RNA. NCBI's taxonomy places the organism in Eukaryota, Metazoa, Nematoda, Chromadorea, Rhabditida, Strongylidae. The record is from the annotation of a GenBank genome assembly.